AUGUUCGCGGGGAAUGGCUCCUACGCAGGGAGGGGCUCGUGCGCGUCCGCUUCCGCCUCCUUUUCUGCCUCCGCUUCCGCUUCUUCCGCUUCCGCUUCCGCGCUCCCCGUGGUAGUGUGGCACGGGUUCUUCGACUCGUGCAGCAACGACAAGAGCGUGGGGUAUCUGCGCGCCGCGGUGCGGGGCGUGCUUCCCGACGUGUUCUUCCACUCCAUAUGCGUCAAGGAAGAGGGCGUCCGCGAUAUAAGCUCCUCCAUAUUCGGAUCGAUCGACCAACAGAUCGACGAGGUCUGCGCGUCCCUCGCAGCCAUUCCGCAACUCGCGGGGGGCUUCAACGCCAUCGGAAUCAGCCAGGGCGGGCUGCUCUUCCGCGCGUACGUGCAGCGCUGCAACUCUCCCCCCGUGCGCACGCUCAUCACGCUCGGUUCCCCGCACGCGGGCAUGGCGGCGCUUCCUUACUGCGGCCCGAGCAGGGAGAGUGAUGCGGAAAAUAAAGAGGAGCUGAACCAUGCCGGGUGCAUGCGGGGUGGGGAUGAUGAUGACGUGGCGGCGAACGCCACGUGCAGCGCCAGUGUGUCAGCGGACUGGGAAGGGGAAAGCACGUGGCAGGAGGAAGGGGAGGAAUCGGGCGGACUUAGUAGUUUAGGAGGCGUUGGCGUGUCGGCGCUAAGAGUGCUUGCAGCAAGUAGCAACGGCCUUAGCGGCUUCAGCGGCGGGUUGAGCGGACUCAGCAGCGGCUCGGCUUCCCCCCUCUUCUCCUCCCCUCUUCCCCUUCCCCCAAUUUCCCCGCCUCCCCAACUUCCCCACUUCCCAACCUCCCCAACUCCCCCAUCCCCAAAUAUUUUCUGCCAGUGGUUCUGGUCGCACGACCGCUUCGGGAAUCUGCUCCCGUUACAAGAGCAGCCGAUGUUUGCAGAGGAUUGGCUGGGGUUGCGGACCCUGCACGAGAAGAAAAAGCUGCACUUCACCACCAUGCCUGGCUCUCAUGGCAUCAUCAACCCCUCGCUCUUUGCCCGUGAGUUCGUUUCCAAGUAUCUCGUCCCCGAGCCAGCCAUUCGGUCGGCGCGGCGUCUGCCCCCAGUGGCAGACGCCGCACUGGCAAGGGCAAGGGGGGCAAGGGAGCGGGUGGAGCCAGAGGGGGCGGUGGAGGAGGCGGUGGGGGUGGAGGGGGGAGUGGGGGUGGCGGGGGGGGUGGUGGCGGGAGUGGAGGUAGUAGUGGCGGCGGUGGAGGCGGAGGUGGCGGCGGAGGUGGUAGCGGAGGAGGCGGUGGGAGCGGUGGGAGCGACGGUCCUGGUGGGGGAGGUGGCGGUGGCAACGGGGGUGGCGGUGGAGGCGGGGGUGGCGGUGGAGGAGGGGGUCGGAUGA
Molecule: messenger RNA, 1365 nt
Organism: Closterium sp. NIES-65
Lineage: Eukaryota; Viridiplantae; Streptophyta; Zygnematophyceae; Desmidiales; Closteriaceae
Source: the annotation of a GenBank genome assembly